Messenger RNA from Pseudoliparis swirei, 1200 nucleotides. It is a transcript of the gene xrcc3, whose product is annotated as X-ray repair complementing defective repair in Chinese hamster cells 3. The transcript has 7 exons. The record is from RefSeq and is a predicted model, not a curated record. Lineage: Eukaryota; Metazoa; Chordata; Actinopteri; Perciformes; Liparidae. The coding region runs from base 112 to 1200 and encodes 362 amino acids. Gene Ontology annotation, biological process: resolution of mitotic recombination intermediates; t-circle formation; double-strand break repair via synthesis-dependent strand annealing. Gene Ontology annotation, cellular component: Rad51C-XRCC3 complex; replication fork. Gene Ontology annotation, molecular function: ATP-dependent DNA damage sensor activity; ATP hydrolysis activity; four-way junction DNA binding.
GUGAAAAGAGUCUUUGCUCGUUUCAAAACAACUUUCUGUCUCCGGCUUGGACGCGUUUCUGUGACGGAGCCAGCGGCCGGACAGCAUGUCCUCAGCCGGGACAAGGACACAAUGGACCGGCACCUGAUGGAGCUCCAUCCGAGGGUCAUCGCAGCCGUCAGGAGAGCCCGGCUCCAGUCCUUCAGGGAGGUCCUGAGUGUCUCCAGUCCAGACCUGCAGAGACUCACCGGCCUGUCGGCCUCAGACGUCCAGCAGCUGCUCACCACGGCGGCCACCGGCUGCAGACGCCACCCUCCAGUCCCAGCCCUGCUGCUCCACCGCCGGCCGGAGGGCCUCCGGCUGGGGCUCGGCUGCCCCGUCCUGGACCGGCUGCUGAGGGGGGGGCUGCCUGUGGGGGGGGUGACCGAGCUGUCGGGAGAGAGCGGCGCAGGGAAGACCCAGCUGGCGCUGCAGCUCUGUCUGUCUGUCCAGUACCCCACACAGUACAGAGGGCUGGAUUCAGGAGCGCUGUACAUCUGCACUGAGGACCCGUUCCCCAUCAGACGUCUGCAGCAGCUGAUCCGGCAUCAGGCCCGUCUGCGCGCCGACGUCCCUCCGGCCCUCGUCAGCAGACUCCAGUUCAGCGAUCGCGUCUACAUCGAGCACGCCGCCGACCUGGACUCGUUGCAGGUGUGUCUGUCUCGCCGCGCCCCCCUGCUGCUGGCGCGGGGGCUGGUCCGGCUGCUGGUGGUGGACUCGGUGGCGGCUCUGUUCAGGUCUGAGUUCCAGGCUGCUGAUUGGCUGGCGAAGACUAAACGGCUCCUCACCCUGUCCUCCACACUGCAUCACCUGAGCCUGGAGUUCACCACACCGGUCCUGUGCAUCAAUCAGGUGACGGAUGUCUUCAGCAGCUCGGCCUGCGUUACGGGGCCCCUGUCCUCCAGCGUGGCCCCGGCUCUGGGGCUGGCCUGGGCCAAUCAGGUGAUGGUCCGGCUCAUGAUGCGCCGGCUCCACAGGACGCUGAUCCACGGCGACCAGAGCAGCGCCCUCCGCAGGCUGGAGGUGGUGUUCGCUCCUCACCUGCCCAGAAGCGGGUGCGAUGCCGGAGUGUGGAGGGAGGGGGUCAGAGGAGCGUCGGGGGAGGGAUCAGAGGAGCGGGGGGGGGGGGGGGGGUCAGAGGAGCAGUGGGGGAGGGGUCAGAUGAACCUGACUUCUGUUUAA